Olea europaea var. sylvestris is the source of this 366-nucleotide messenger RNA. RefSeq lists its product as uncharacterized. NCBI's taxonomy places the organism in Eukaryota, Viridiplantae, Streptophyta, Magnoliopsida, Lamiales, Oleaceae. The record is from RefSeq and is a predicted model, not a curated record. The transcript has a single exon. Bases 1 to 366 code for a protein of 121 amino acids.
AUGUCUCCAUAUCGACUGGUGUUUGGAAAGGCCUGUCAUCUGCCCGUUGAGUUAGAGCAUAAGGCAUAUUGGGCAACUUAUUUGCUCAAUUUCAAUAUGAGGGCGGCAGGAGAAAAGAGGGUUCUACAACUCCAUGAGUUAGAGGAAUUUCGUUUGGAUUCAUAUGAGAAUGCAAAGAUUUACAAGGAGAAAACCAAGAGAUGGCAUGAUAUACAUAUAAGAGAGAAGGAUUUUGAAGUAGGCCAGCAAGUAUUGAUGUUCAACUCACGUCUCAAACUCUUUCCUAGAAAGCUAAAGUCUAGGCGGUCAGGUCCUUUCACAGUAGUAGCCAUGCUUCCACAUGGUGCUGUAGUGGUAGUAUCUUAG